AUCGAUGGCGCAGAGGCCCGCUUGACAGGACAAUAAACCACAAAGAAGGGCCUCUCCCGCACCGGCUUCCCGCACCGUGAAGACGCAGCGAUGCCCCGGCAGCAGAGGGAGGACCCGGCUCCGUCUCCGUCCCGCCGCCUCGGCCUGGCAUCCCUCCGCCUCCCGACACUGAAGCCCGGCCACCACUUCCCAUGAGGCCACCACCAGAACUCAGCUCGACCGCUCUGUAUGGGGCCUCUCACAUAUGAAUUGACAUGGAGGAUGAAGAUGGGACUUGUCUACUUGAUGUUUUGUGUGACCCCCAAGCCCUGAACGACUUCCUUCAUGGGACCAAUGAGCUGCAGACUGAAGACCUGCUCAUUAACUCCUCCUCUGGGGAGCCCUCCCUCUUCACAGACGCCCCGAGCCCCGUCUCUCUGCUGGGAGAUGGCAGGGAUUCCCCAGACACGCCUCCACCUGGGUGUGUGGAUCUGUCCUUCCUGGAGGAGGCCCUCCUGUCAUCGCCGGAGGGUGGAGAAGACGCACAGGUGGUGCAGGGUGGGACUCCUGUGGAGGCUGGAUUUGAGGCAAAGAAGGGAGAGGUGGAGGAUGCGGAGGAGGCAGAGGUGGCGUGUGAUAUCCUCCAGCAGAGCCUGCAAGAGGCCGAGAUCACAGAGCAGACCAUGGCUCUGGAGGCAGGUCUGGCCCAACCGGGGGACAGCCUGUCCCUGUACUCCCCUGCUCCUCUCCUCUCUGCACCCACCGUACCCUUCAUACCUAAGUCUGUGACCUUGCCCAUCACCCCGGCGUUGCCCAGAGACACCCAGGCGGCGGUGGAGCCUCCGCAGCCCUCCCUCCUGGCUGUCGGACCGGGCUGCCCCUCUCUAAAACCUGCCGCCCCUCCUCAGCUGAUGGGGCUCCUGCCUGGAAACGUGUUCCCAGCUGCGUCUCCAGAGACCUCCUUCUCUCUGAGUCCUGCCCAGGCAUCCAGUAUGAUCAUCCACAAGGCUGUUCCCAGUGUGACCAGUCGCCCCCUUAUCACCCCGACCCUGAGAGCCACAGCAGCAGCAGCUCCGGGCAUCGUCCUGCAGCGGGCCCCUCUCCCCAUCCAACCCAAGCUGCCCAUCAGCAUCCAGCCCAGACUGGUUCAAAUUAGCCCCAAACCUUCUGGGCAGAAACACACUCCAGGUCUUACGUUUGUCCCUGGGACUGCAUCAUCAAAUAUUUUACUCUCCCAAACUCCGGGCCAAAAGCCUGCAGCUCCGCCGCCGCAGCCCGCCCAGCAGCUCCCAAAGCCGGUCAGCCUGCAGCUGGUCAACCAGGGCGGCUCCUUCGUGCUCCAGCCUCAGGGACUCUUCCAAGGCCAAAACCAGUUCCUUCUUCCAGGCCAGUCCCCUGUUACCAUCUCCCAAUCUGCCAGUGCAGCUCGACCGCUGCUGACCCCCAGUCACCACGGCCCCUCACUCCACAGCGUGAACCCCUCCACCGGGCAGCUCAUCGAAGGCUCUCAGAUCCUUACGGUGCCCCAGAGACAGCUGAACUUCAGCCCCGUCUUCACCACCCCUUCAGGGCAGCUAGCGCUCCGCCAGGCCACUGUGCUUUCAGGACCUUUGCAGCUACAGUCAGCGCCCCCUACUGUCUUCCAGAUGCCAGCGCAGCUGGCUGGAACCUACACUGCAGGAGGGCAGGGGCAGCGUGCCACCCUGGUCCACAGUCCCGCGCUUGGAAACCACAUUACCUUGAUCAACAGUUCAGGGGUGCUUCCUCCAGAUCUCACUUCCAUAUCGAUCGUAAAUGGGCCCUCGGUGGUUCAGGGCCUGCCUUUCGCUGCCCAGGCCCCGGCUCCUCAGACAGGAGUGACGGAGGGACAGCUGAGCCUCCAGCAGGCCUCUGUGGUGCUGCUGCCAGAGAGAUCCAUUCAGGAGGAGAGGAGCAGCUCAGAGGAGACCUUCCACCAACUCCCACAGCCCUAUGGACAUGUCCUCCAGCAUGUCUCAGUGCAGUCAGCCUCUGCAGGGCUGCAGUCCUCCUCCCCUCCUGUAGUCACAGUCCUGCAGCCUCCCCCUGAACCUCCUCUGGCCCCCGAUCCAGCUGUGGAGAUCCCGAAACUACUGAUGCCCCCAGCAGACAUGACCCAAGUAGUGGAGGAGGUGACCCAGUCCAUGAGUCAGAACGAGGCCUUUAUGCAACAUCUGCAGCAGCAAGCACUUAGUUCUCCGAUCACAUCUGACCUGUUGGUUGGAGCGCUGCCAGUGGUGCCGAUGGAGUCUCUCGCCUCCCCGGCGACCAAUGAGAGAGAGACACAGCCGCAGACCCAAGCAGUGUCCGGUCAGGACGCCCGCGCUGUGAUGUCUGACCAGUGUGUCGAGGCGUCUCCGCUUCACUCAGAACCAGAGGACACCCCGCUGAUCUGCUCCUCCCCUCCUCCCGUUCAGGACUCUGAGAGACCAGCUCCGGCAAGUUUCUCCCCUCUGCCUGGACCCGAGGGUUCGGCCCCGCAAAUCACAGCCCCCCAGCCUCGCAUUGAGCCCCAAGUCCAGUACCAGGUCCCCCAUCAGCUCCAGGUCUCCCAGGUCUUAUUCGCCCAGAACCAGGUGCAGGUUCAGUCAUCUGGUUCCCAGCCUGCACCUCACCUCCAGCAGCCGUCUGCCUCCCAGGCUCAGUCCUCGGUCAACGCUUCACUCCACAGUAGUCCCCCCCCUCUGCGUGUCUCGGUGCCUCAGCAGCAGCCUGAACCCACAGCUGCGUCCGCUAGUCUCUCCAAAGGAGGAGACGACUCCGCUGUCCAACAGCACACACAAAACAAGCCAACAGCUGCCUUGGUCGUGGAGAGUAAAGCGUUUACUCUCGAUGUCCAUCCACCCUCUCCCGCAGCUCAGGGGGUCCAGACUCACGGGCCCCCGGCCCCCAGAGAGUGUGCACCUGUCCAGAUGAGCCAGCAGACCGCCGCCAAGCUGGCAGGUCCUCUGGAGCCGCAGCGAGAGGAGAGGCUCACACCAGCAAUGCGCAGGCACAGGUUCCAGCAGCAGAUUUGUUUGGACCACGCAGCAGUUCAGACCCCCUUCACCGGCCCGGCCUUUUCCACGCUGAAGGACGCUGUCAGGCGCCUGCUGCCGUACCACACCUGCGCGGGUCACCUGCCCACUCAGGAUGACUUCAAUUUAGUGGACCAGGAGUUUGACACUGUGUCCGGUUUCCUGCUGAAACGCACCAAGGACAUGGUCAACAAAUACAGGCAGCUACUGGUCAGAGAAACCCAGCAGGAGAGUCCAUCAGCAGAGAUGGUGAUGCUGGAGCGUCUCUUCCUCCAGGCUGAGCGAUGCGCUUUAGCGGAGGACAGACGGAGAGUCCGCAGAGACCCAGAGUCAUUCAUGUCGGCCUUGGCUACAUCAGCGUCUUCCCCCCACGGUGCCCACUCCUCCGGCUCCUCCCAGCUGUGCCCCUCCGGCAGCCCCUCCUCCCCACCAGCCUGGACCAGACUGUCCGACCGGCCCCCGGGACUGAAGACGUACCGCUCCAGCUCCCGCGGGGCCCUCAGGCUCACCAUCAAGCAGGAGUCCGGCUCCCGUAAGGUCGUUCACAACUCCGCCUGCGACCCCGGCCUCAAGAGGGACCACAUGGGGCAGCUCACCAACGGCGGCGGAGCUGUGAACGAGCGCCACCCUCAGGCACCCAACGGUGCGCCCCUGCGUCCUCAGCAUGACGAGGAGAUCUCUAACGGAGCUCUGCCUUGUGACGCCGCGGAGGAAGUCCCACAGACAGCACCCAAUUCCAAAAUAAAAGCCCCUCUUUCUAUGCCAGAGCCACAGGUUGGUUGCUUGGAGUUGCCUCCCAGAGAUGUCAGCGCCCCAAAACUGAAAUGCUACAGGUUGGAUGCGUCGCCUCGGCCGGAGCAGCGGUUCAGCCCGCCGCCUCCCCCGCUCCAAGAGGACAACAUGCUCAGUGAACAUCUACAGAGUGCCAUCGACAGCAUCCUGGAGCUUCAGCGUCUGCAGGGCCCCUCUGCAGCCCCGACCAGGGCCACGUCAGGCCCGUCACUGGACCAGGCUGUCACCAGCAUCCUGGAGGGACACCUGUGAGGUAAUCCGCACCGACAGACGUCCACACAGACGCAGAAACAUCUGUCUGAGGUGGUGACUUCUGAUCUGUUCCCAGAACUGAAUGAGAUUUUGUUUCUGGGAGAUUAUACUUAAAAAAAAAAACUGAUUGUUUGAGAGAAGAGGGAGCAGGAAAAAAAAUUAAGAGGCACUAUAAAGAGAUGCAUACCAGACAACAGCACUAUCUAUAGUCCGAUAGAUGUUAGAUACUUCAUUUCGAUGUACGUUU
Plectropomus leopardus (leopard coralgrouper) is the source of this 4305-nucleotide messenger RNA. Its product is annotated as BRD4-interacting chromatin-remodeling complex-associated protein. Gene Ontology annotation, biological process: positive regulation of DNA-templated transcription. Gene Ontology annotation, cellular component: SWI/SNF complex. The record is from RefSeq and is a predicted model, not a curated record. Lineage: Eukaryota; Metazoa; Chordata; Actinopteri; Perciformes; Serranidae.